CGACGCUGUCGACGUCUCUUUAUUUGACGUCGAAUCGUCGCAGCGGCUGGCUGUGUUAAAAUAUACAUACUAGACAAGUAGACUGCGCUGCCUGCUGCAUUCUUGGAACAAAUUUCACUGUUGGCAGCGACUGAGGAAUAAAAUUGAACGUCGACGUCGCGACGUUUCUUCCUCGAAGAAGACCAAAUCAAAAUAAAAACAAAUAAACUAUUAAGGGUGCGUGCGCGCCAAUUAUUUAACAACAAUUAGCAAACGAAAGAAACAAAUGCACACACUAAGUGCAGCCAUCGAAAUGGACAAACUGGAUGCCAACCUGGAGCAGCAGUUUGAUCUCAAUCUGAUUGAGGCGGUCAAAAUGAAUCCCGUUAUAUACGAUCGGUCACAUUACAAUUACAAGCAUUUCGUGCGUAAGGCGCAGACCUGGAAGCAAAUUGCCGAAACACUCGGCGUUAGCGAACAAAAAUGUACAAAACGAUGGAAGAGUUUGCGCGACAAAUUCGCGCGCGAAAUGAAAUUGUGCCAAGAAUCGCGCUGGCGCUACUUCAAACAGAUGCAAUUCCUCGUGGACUCCAUACGGCAGUACCGUGAGUCGCUGUUGGGCAAGUGCGCCAACGGCAGCCAGAAUGCCAACCAGGUGGCCGAUCCCACGCAACAACAGCAGGCCCAACAGCAAACCGUGGUGGAUAUAUUCGCACAGCCCUUCAAUGGCAGUGCAACCACAUCCGCCCAGGCACUGACGCAUCCGCACGUAGAACAAAUUUCAGAAAUAACUGUGACUGGCGAUGCACAACUCGCCACGGCUGUGGGCAAGGAUCAAAAGCCAUAUUUCUAUGAGCCGCCGCUGAAGCGUGAACGCAGCGAGGAGGAGCAUAGCGACAACAUGCUAAACACAAUCAAGAUUUUUCAGAAUAAUGUCUCGCAAGCGGUCAGCGCCGAGGAUCAGUCGUUCGGCAUGGUUGUCACCGAUAUGCUCAACACGCUGGGCGUGCGGCAAAAGGCCGAGGCCAAGGUGCACAUAAUAAAGUAUCUGACGGAUAUGCAGCUGCUGGCACAGCACAACAAAUACUAACUGUCGGGCCGUUUGUAGCAUUACCAGCACCACCGUCAAUUGCUGCAACUGCUGCAAUUGGAGAAUGUGCUGGACGCUCGAUGGUUAAUGUAAGCAGCUACAUAUAACAACAACAACAACAACAACAGCAGCAAAACAAGAUCCCAAAAAAAAAAAACAGGAGCCGCCUGUUUUUUUUUUCCUUAGCAACUAAGUCUUAAAAGUCAAACUAAAGUUUAAAAUUAGUUUUAGAAAGAGAAAAAAAAACCACACACACUUCACUUACAUCUACAUAAUAUACAUAAAACCGAACAUACAAUUACGUAAGCACAAACCGUAUAUAUAUAUUCUUACGUGCUUUGAUCUGUUGUAGUUGCCCCCCGUUCAAUUCUCUUACCCAGUUUGGAAGUGUACAAAAUGAUAGGAAACUGGUUCUAGAAGUAUAUAUAUAUUGUACGUAGUUUUUUGAAACAAUUUACAAAUGUUUUCCAAUUACUUUGUAAUACAGCGUAUUGUAUAUUUUUGACUACCAUUUAGUUUUAAACAUGCCAUCGGGUUUAGUUUUGUAAUUUGUAAUUAAGUCAAAUUGUAAUCACAAACAAAAACAAAACAACAACAUAAAAAAAAAACACGUUAUUUUAAUUUUUUAAGUUCUGUUGUAAUAUGCUAAAAACGCUUGAAAAUUACAUUGAAAGGCUUUAAUUAAGUACGACCCUUUUAAGAAAACAAACAUAUAUAUGUAUACACUAAAGCAUAUUACACAAUUACAUGAAUAUAUUUCCGCAUAUUUACAAACAUA
This is a messenger RNA of Drosophila virilis, 1847 nucleotides long. The record is from RefSeq and is a predicted model, not a curated record. NCBI's taxonomy places the organism in Eukaryota, Metazoa, Arthropoda, Insecta, Diptera, Drosophilidae.